Messenger RNA from Beta vulgaris subsp. vulgaris (sugar beet), 1816 nucleotides. Its product is annotated as coatomer subunit gamma-2. Lineage: Eukaryota; Viridiplantae; Streptophyta; Magnoliopsida; Caryophyllales; Amaranthaceae. The transcript is spliced from 3 exons. Gene Ontology annotation, biological process: intracellular protein transport; protein secretion; endoplasmic reticulum to Golgi vesicle-mediated transport. The coding region runs from base 544 to 978 and encodes 144 amino acids. The record is from RefSeq and is a predicted model, not a curated record. Gene Ontology annotation, cellular component: Golgi membrane; endoplasmic reticulum; endoplasmic reticulum-Golgi intermediate compartment.
AGAGCCUUUUUAGAUCUUGCUUUACACUUUCUUUCAAAUCUUUCGACAUUGGAUGGUUUGGCUUUUUAAGAGGAGAAGGAAAAUGAAUCCUUCCAAUUCCCUUCCCUUCCCCCAUGUUGUAUUCAAACAUGGGAAAAUGAACCCAUAAUUGAGUCUUCCGUCACCUUCUCCUCUUUGUGUUUAGAGGGAUAUGCAUCAUUGAAUAGAAAAUAACUCAUAAUUGUUUUUAUUAUAUCCAGAUAAGAUAUCUAUCAAAACAAAUUGAGAUAUUGUUAUGCAAUUAUGCCUUUUUCUUUUUGUGGUUCAUAGUGAGACAAGAGCCAUGUUAUCCAAUAUACAAGAAGUUCCAAACUGAUCCCUUCAUUCACCUUCUUCCGAGUUUGAUUUGUAUGUGAUCUUGUGUCUUUUGAGAGAGUUGAUGGGUGCAAUCAGUUGAUUUUCUAUUUAAGUGAGCAGUAAUUACCAAAUAGAUUAAUAAUCUACUUGAUGCCCAAGACAUUGUUCAACAUGUAUAUUAUAGUUCCCCUGCAAUGAAGUUUUAUCAUGGCAUGCAUAUAUACUAUUAGGCAAAAUGACCGUUUAGCUGUCAGCAAACUUGUUUCAAAUUUGACUAGGGGAGCAGUGCGCUCUCCAUUGGCACAAUGUCUCAUAAUUCGAUUUAUAAGUCAGGUUAUCAGAGAGUCUGGAAAUACUCAAAUAGGCGAUCGACCAUCAUUUUAUGACUAUCUUGAAGGUUGUCUUCGUCAUAAGGCCGAAAUGGUUAUUUUUGAGGCUGCAAGAGCAAUUACUGAGCUAAAUGGUGUCAUAAAUCGAGAGUUGACUCCAGCAAUUAUUGUACUUCAGCUGUUUCUCAGCACAUCAAAACAUGUCCUUCGUUUUGCAGCUGUUCGUACUUUGAAUAAGGUAAGCUUUCUCUUAAGAUUUAAUCUUCCCUUACUGCUAUCAUACUUGCUCCUUCUGUUAUCGUCAACAUUUUGAGUUAGGUUAUCGUCUGUGCCUAAGCAGACGUUCUUGUUGUCUCCAUCAUAAGUCACGUUUUACUAAGUUUUGGUGCAUUGGAUUCUAGAAAAUCUGAUGUCCUUAUAACAUUUAAGGAAUAUGUUCAUAUGGAUAUAUUAGUUAACCUUAAUGUUAAUUGUUAUUUAUUUGUACUAUAUCUUGUAUUUAUGAACAAAAAAUUUAGAAAUGAAACUUUUAUCUACAUGUAAAUGAUUGUCUAUCAAUUUAGGAUAAAAAAAGCCAAAAAAAAUAAAAUUUUAAGGGGCUCAAAUGCUCCGGUUUUAUUUUAAAAACCGAAGCAUUUGUAACAUAAAUGCUCCAAUUUUUAAGAUAAAACCGGAGCACUUGUAAAAGUCUCAAAUGCUCGGGCGACGUCUGCUACGCGUCAAAUACAGAGCAUUUGUGGCCUAAAAAACCGGAGCAUUUAAGGUUUUUUCUACUAGUGCGGUAUUUUAGCCGGGGUGUUGUAUUCACUAUUUUGAUGAUGACAAAUAUUUAUCUUUGAGUAAUUUAUUUAUGUUAUUUCGUGUGUUAUUAGAUUUAUUUAUUUUCUUUUUCUAAAUUUAGGUUUGUUAUUUUAUCUUAGGUUUAUUUUAUAUCACAAAUACCAUGUUUAAUAACCUAUGGAGACUUGAUUAGGAGUUUAAUCAAAAAUUAAGUUAUUAACUUUAUUUGUGUUUUGAUCACUAAUUAAUAUUAUGACUUUAAUUUGUGAAAAUAUAAGAAACCAUAAUGUUAUUGGAAGUUAGUAUAUGCGCAGAAUUGAAACAGAUAAUUGAUCGAGAAGCUUUGUGAGGCGCUAACUUCCACACCUAAA